AUGUCUGCCCUUGCAUCCGAGACAAAGAUCCAGCUGCCAAAUGACUCUUCCCUCCCGGGAGAGCACUUUGAGGUCCGCCAGACGGCCACCUCGGCCGACAUGCACCCCAACCCGGCCAACUCCAUCCCCCUCUCGCCCGCCCGCCAGCGCCUCCUCGACGACAUCAUCGCGCUCUACUCGUGCCAGCCGACACGCGAGCGCGUCAAGCGCUACACCCCGGACUGCGUGUACGACGACCAGUUCGUCUACGCGAACGACCGCUACAAGAUGGCGGGGCAGUGGUUCGCGCUCCCGAAGCUGUUCAAAGAGAGCAAGAACGAGGCAUAUGAAGUGAUCAGGAACGACCCGCUUUUGAUCCAGUUCAAGAACGAGCAGACGUGGACAUUCCCGGGCGGCGUCAAGUCGACCACCAUCAACGCGCUCGUGUCCUUGUCGUUGGACCCAGACACAGCGGACUCGGACUUCCCCCAAGUCAAGUACCACAAAGACCAGGCAAACGAGAAGGACUACUCACACACGGGCCUUGCCGACCGCGUCUCCGGGUCAAUGGAUAGCGAGGAUGUCGAGUUCUUCAAGGGCGACGCGCGGGAUGACUAUCACGAGGAGGUUCGCAAGUAUGACAGCGGAACGGCGGACGCGCGGAAGCUGCAGUUCUGA
Fomitopsis serialis is the source of this 657-nucleotide messenger RNA. RefSeq lists its product as uncharacterized. The record is from RefSeq and is a predicted model, not a curated record. The coding region runs from base 1 to 657 and encodes 218 amino acids. The transcript is spliced from 3 exons. NCBI's taxonomy places the organism in Eukaryota, Fungi, Basidiomycota, Agaricomycetes, Polyporales, Fomitopsidaceae.